UGAGAUCAUUAGAUCGUUUGCAUGCUCGCACCAGUGCUUGUACGAUUCCCCGGCAAAUACAAACCAAAUUGUUACGCACAUGCCAGCAGACGAACCACUGACUCCCGUCGCACUGGAAUCUCCGACUCCACCUGAUGAAAUUUGGGAGGAAGCCUCGUUUACAGGUGAAGAGCAUGAACUAUUGGGGUUUGACCUGGAUGAAGAAGGUGAAAUAGUUGAUGUGGGUGGGAUUGAGGAGCAUGCGAGUGGAGUUUGGGAUGCAACCUUUAAUUUCACGAAUUCCAUCAUUGGAGCUGGAAUUAUUGGUCUCCCUUACGCAUUCGCCGAAUCCGGAUUCGCAACCGGCGUUCUGCUACUAUUUGCAUUGACGUUUGUUGUAGACUGGACGGUGAACCUCCUCAUUGUGGAUGGGAAACUGGCGGGAACGAGAUCGUAUCAGGAGCUAGUCAAGAGGUGUUUUGGGCGAUGGGGAUUUAUUGCGGUUUCGGUGUUUCAGUUUGUGUUUGCUUAUGGUGCAAUGUGUGCCUACGCCAUUAUCGUCGGUGACACACUUCCCGUCGUCCUCUCUCAACUUCCCUCCAAAACCCCUCUCUACAGCGUACUUACCUCCCGCCGUGCCAUGAUCACCCUCACAACGCUCUUUGUGUCUCUCCCCCUCUCCCUUUACCGCGACAUAUCAGCUUUAGCGAAAACGAGUGCCGUCUCGCUAGGCGCGAUUGUAUUUAUUGUUUUGGCGGUGGUGGGGGCUGGGGCAUGGGAAGGGCGGCAAGGAGGUGAUGUGAGCUGGGUCGGAGGUGGGGUGUUCCAGGCCAUUGGCGUGAUCAGUUUUGCAUUUGUCUGUCAUCACAACACCUUUCUCAUUUAUGGCUCCUUACGGAAACCAACCAUGGACCGCUUUGCGGUUGUCACGCACUUGUCAACCGGAUUGUCGCUUUUGGCUUGUUUGGUGCUUGCCUGUGGGGGUUACCUUGUCUUCACCGACAAGACGCAAGGCAACAUUCUCAACAACUUUUCACCCACACAUCCUCUUAUCACCCUUGCACGCUUAUGUUUUGGGAUUAACAUGUUUCUAACGUUUCCCCUUGAAUGUUUUGUUUGCCGGGAGGUGCUUUUGCAUUGCAUAUAUGGUCAAGGAGAGGAGGAGAAACCAGUAUCGUUGCCUAUUCAUGCGGGUACGACAGUCGCAUUGACGCUCUCGGCAAUGGGCGUGGCGCUUUGGACGUGCGAUUUAGGUAUCGUUUUAGAGAUUACUGGUGGUUUUGCGGCUACCGUUUUGGCAUACAUCCUUCCACCCCUCUGCUACAUUUACCUCUCAUCUGGACCAACAUUUUCGUUGAAAAAGGCCGGACCGCUGCUCUGUAUAGGUUUUGGUGUUGUCGUAAUGGUCUUAAGCACCAGUAUGGCAGUGGCUGAGGCGCUGCGAGGCAAAGAAGAGAAGCUUUGCGCUGGGUGAGCGUGGGGAAAGCGGCUGACAUGGGGUGUAAUGUAGAUGAGCUUUACAUAGGUGUGCCUGCCACAAUUUUCUUAUCAGAGCUGGACAGAAAUCUAGUUCAAAGGUCUUUAUUUAUCAAACCCAUCAUCCACGAGAAUACAACGAACAUCUAUCACAAUAAAAUACACAAGAAAAAAAAAG
Spizellomyces punctatus DAOM BR117 is the source of this 1633-nucleotide messenger RNA. RefSeq lists its product as uncharacterized. Gene Ontology annotation, cellular component: endoplasmic reticulum. NCBI's taxonomy places the organism in Eukaryota, Fungi, Chytridiomycota, Chytridiomycetes, Spizellomycetales, Spizellomycetaceae. Gene Ontology annotation, molecular function: amino acid transmembrane transporter activity. The record is from RefSeq and is a predicted model, not a curated record. The transcript is spliced from 10 exons. Gene Ontology annotation, biological process: amino acid transmembrane transport. The coding region runs from base 80 to 1453 and encodes 457 amino acids.